Molecule: messenger RNA, 606 nt
Organism: Verticillium nonalfalfae
Lineage: Eukaryota; Fungi; Ascomycota; Sordariomycetes; Glomerellales; Plectosphaerellaceae
Exons: 3
Coding region: 1-606 (201 amino acids)
Source: RefSeq, a predicted model, not a curated record
AUGGCACGAUCGCGGCGGGCGGAGUGUGAGGGCAUGCGACACACCUCAGGGGCUGGUUCCGACGCCGUUCCGAGCAUUGCGCAGCAUUCCGAGCAUCGGCAGUCCGCAGCGCCAAUUCCCGAACGACACCACCAUCCCCUGCAUGUCCGUCGCCGCAACCCAUGGCCUGCAGCCACGCCGCCGAUCGUCAAGGACGACUACAUGUACCUCGAGGGUCCCCAGGAACCUCGACACGGCAGCUCACAACCGCGAGACAAGCCUCAGACAUACCGUGCUCGAUACAUCGCCACCAUGACCAUCAACCGCAUCACGCUGUUCAAGAUCGCCAAGGACGAAGACAGGGCGACGCUGCUAGGCUUCUACAAGACGAUGCAGCAGACCGCCCUCAAGGACGGCAAGCCGUACAUCCUCGGCGUCAAAGCCGGCGUCGCGGCGCCCAACCCGCGGGACCAGGGCUAUACCGUCGCCGUGCAGUCGACGUUCGCCUCGACGGAGGACAUGGCCUUUUACGACAACGAGUGCGCAGGCCAUGCGAAGCUCAAGGCUUUUGUGAAGACUGUGCACGAGGGGGCCAUGAUGGUGUAUUUCGAGAACGCUCUUGAGUGA